Molecule: messenger RNA, 195 nt
Organism: Penicillium macrosclerotiorum
Lineage: Eukaryota; Fungi; Ascomycota; Eurotiomycetes; Eurotiales; Aspergillaceae
Exons: 2
Coding region: 1-195 (64 amino acids)
Source: RefSeq, a predicted model, not a curated record
AUGGAAAGCCAGAGUCGCGAGGGACAGCUCGAGUUUAAAGUGAUCGAAAGGUGGGAGAACGCGGAAAUUUUGAACCAGCACCGUGACCGAGAUUGGCUACAAGAAAUGUACUCGAACUUCGAGAGCCAGCAUCUCCUUGAGGGAAAUGAGCAGAUUGAAUAUUUAAGCUUUGUUUCAGGGUUCGUGUCGCGUUAA